AUGCCAUCCCAGCUGGAUCCUUUCCGGGGCCAGCGGUACCGGCACCUGAAGCGAGCUUGCCUUCGCCAGCAGAGGCUCUUUGAAGACCCUGAGUUUCCGGCUGCCCCCUCCUCUCUCUUCUACCAUCGAGCCCCCCCGGACGGGCUUUCCUGGAAGCGGCCAGGGGAACUGUGCUCCAACCCCCGGCUCUUUGUGGAUGGAAUCAGCCCCGGGGACCUCCAGCAGGGCAGCCUCGGGAACUGCUGGUUCGUGGCCGCUGCCUCCUGCCUGGCCGGGGAACCUGCUGUCUGGAGGAAGGUGAUCCCAAAUCCCCGUGAGCAGGAUUGGGACCCUCGUCGGCCACAGAGAUAUGGUGGCAUUUUUCGUUUCCGCUUUUGGCGCUGGGGGCUCUGGACAGAGGUCUGUGUGGAUGACCAAUUGCCCUGCCGGCAUGGGCAGCUGCUCUUCUGCCACUCGGCGGAGCCCCGCGAGUUCUGGAGCGCCCUCUUGGAAAAAGCCUAUGCCAAGCUGAAUGGCUGCUAUGAGGCGCUGGAGGGUGGAAACACAGCCGAGGCCUUGGUGGACUUCACAGGCGGCAUCUCAGAAGUGCUGGCCUUGGACGAGGGGGCUGUUGGGAGUGACCCCGAGAAGCAGGAGCGGCUGUUUGAGCAGUUGAAGAAGGGCCACUCCCGGGCAGCUCUCAUCAGCUGCUCCAUCCGGACGUUGCCAGGAGAAAAGCCGGAAGCCCAGCUGUCCUGCGGCCUGGUCCGGGGCCACGCCUACGGCAUCACCGCUGUCCGGACGGUCCACCUCCGACGGGGCCUCUUGGAACUCUUCAGCACCAAGAAGCUGCAGCUGAUUCGCAUGCGGAACCCUUGGGGAAACGUGGAGUGGGACGGGGCCUGGAGUGACAAGUCCCCUGAAUGGCAGCAAGUGAGCAAACGGGAGCGGCAUCGCAUGGGGGUCACUGUGCGGGAUGAUGGGGAAUUCUGGAUGAGCUUUGGGGACUUCUGCACCCAUUUCACAGACGUGGUCAUUUGCCAGCGCAUGAACACAACGCGCUUCAGCUGCCGACGGCGUUGGGUUGAGGGCCUGCGAUUCGGAGAGUGGGAUCCACAGAAGGGGCGUGCUGGUGGCUGCCUGAACCACCCGGACUCCUUCCUCCAGAACCCGCAGUUUUUCUUCCAGGUUCCCCAGGCGCAGGGGUCGGUGCUGAUCUCUCUGCAGCAGAUGGACCGGCGGCAGCUGCGCGGAUCCGGCUCUGGGGGGAACAACAUCCCCGUAGGCUUUGAGCUCUUCAGUGUGGAGCAGAACCGAAGCUGGCGCUUGCAGCGGAUCCCACCCCGGGCGGGCGGCUCCACCUACAUCGACUCUCGCAGUGUCGUGCUCCGUGUGGAUUUGCCUGGUGGGCGCUAUGCCCUGUUGCCCUCUACCUUUGCCCCAGGCCAGAAGGGCGCUUUCCUUCUGCGCCUAUACAGCGAGCUGCCGGCCCGGCUGCGAGAAAUCAGCCUCAAUGAACCCCCCACCCUGCCUUGCAGUUGCUGCCUUGGUGCCCCCCAGCUCAUCACUUCAGUCUGGGUCCAGCGGGCUGUGGGGCUGGCGGUCCCUGACUCCAGCAAGCCCCCAGACGUCUAUGUGAGUGUCACCUCGGAGGGGAAAGCCGUGAGAUCCCGGGUCCACAAAGCCUCCUCCAGCCCAGACUUUGAUUUCAAGGCCAUUUUCUGCCGGCGGCGCCCACAGAAGCCCAUCCGCAUCGAGGUCUGGGCCAGGCGGCUCCUGCGCAGCAGCACCCAGCUGGGUUAUAUCAAGCUGCUGGCAAACACCCCCACAGAGAGUGGCACUGCCCAGCUGCUGCCCCUGGAGGGGCCUCGCCAGGCUGGCCCCGCUGGCCACAUUCUGGUGGAGACCUUGACCAGCACUGACGUCCUGUCGCUGUGA
Molecule: messenger RNA, 1917 nt
Organism: Euleptes europaea (tarantolino)
Lineage: Eukaryota; Metazoa; Chordata; Lepidosauria; Squamata; Sphaerodactylidae
Product: calpain-5-like
Exons: 12
Coding region: 1-1917 (638 amino acids)
Biological process (GO): proteolysis
Cellular component (GO): cytoplasm
Molecular function (GO): calcium-dependent cysteine-type endopeptidase activity
Source: RefSeq, a predicted model, not a curated record